AUGAUGGGUGUUGAGAUCAAUGCACAAGAAGGAGAAUCAGAAGUGGCAGAAUGGACAGAUAAGUUGUUGGAGAUGACGCUCUAUCGACUUCAUAAAUUUUGGUACCACUACGAUUUCAUUUUCAAGUGGACGACGUUGUCUAAAGAAACCAAGGUAUUUGUAAAUAAGUACAACCUUUUUAUAAAAGAAAUCGUCAAAAACAAGGACAGAAGCGUCAAAUCUGAGUCUCCAGUUCUGCUCGAUUUUUUGCUUGAUGUGUCCACUAGUGGAAGCGAACUCACAACAGACGAGAUUGUGGACCAAAUCAAAACCUUCGUAGUUGCUGCCUUCGAUACCACGGCCGUUGCGACUUGUUUUGUUAUUACCAUGUUGGCGAUGUACCCGGACAUGCAAAAUCGCGUCUAUGAAGAGGUUCGUAGCGUUUUGGGUCCUGAAAGAACGCCGGAUUUUCAGGACUUACCUUCUCUUAAGUACACAGAAUUGGUAAUUAAGGAAACCUUCAGACUGUUCCCCGUUUGUCCCUUUAUGGCAAGAGAAGUCCUUGAAGACUUAUCUCUCGAUGAGGAUAUAACGCUUCCAAAAGGUUCGCUGCUACUACUGGGAGUAGUCCAAGUUCAUAGAAGUGCCGAAUAUUGGUCGGACCCUCUCAAAUUCGACCCGGAUAGGUUUUUACCAGAGAGAGCCACCAACAGGCAUCCUUUUACCUACAUACCGUUUUCUGCAGGACCUAUGAAUUGCAUCGGUCAGAAGUACGGACAAAUGGCACUCAAAACCAUACUAGCCAUUCUUGUCAGAAAAUUUCGAUUUCGUACUGAAUACAAAACGGUCGACGAAAUUAAGUUGUUUACUAAACUCAUUUUGAGACCACGUGAUGGUUUCAAAUGUUCUUUUGAGAUAAGGAGAAAAGAAUAA
Messenger RNA from Zophobas morio, 912 nucleotides. Its product is annotated as cytochrome P450 4C1-like. NCBI's taxonomy places the organism in Eukaryota, Metazoa, Arthropoda, Insecta, Coleoptera, Tenebrionidae. Gene Ontology annotation, molecular function: iron ion binding; heme binding; monooxygenase activity. The record is from RefSeq and is a predicted model, not a curated record. The transcript is spliced from 4 exons. The coding region runs from base 1 to 912 and encodes 303 amino acids.